This is a messenger RNA of Batrachochytrium dendrobatidis JAM81, 1267 nucleotides long. RefSeq lists its product as uncharacterized. Gene Ontology annotation, biological process: cellular response to oxidative stress; protein phosphorylation. Gene Ontology annotation, molecular function: calcium/calmodulin-dependent protein kinase activity; calmodulin binding; ATP binding. The transcript has 6 exons. NCBI's taxonomy places the organism in Eukaryota, Fungi, Chytridiomycota, Chytridiomycetes, Rhizophydiales. Bases 19 to 1245 code for a protein of 408 amino acids. The record is from RefSeq and is a predicted model, not a curated record.
CCAACUGUUAUAGUACUCAUGUCUGCAUUAGCUCCCUGUGAAUACAAGACGGGGAAAACCCUAGGUCAAGGUAGCUAUGCUACUGUCAAGGAAGCUGUCAAGAUGAAGACAGGUGAGCGGUUUGCGGUCAAAAUGAUCAGUAAAAAGCUCAUGCAAGGCAAAGAACACAUGAUUCUAAAUGAAAUCGAGGUUCUCAAAAGAGUCUCCAAAGGCCACAAAAACAUUGUUACGCUAUGGGAUUAUUUCGAGACGCCAAACAAUCUGUAUUUUGUCAUGGAUUUGUGUACUGGUGGCGAGCUGUUUAGUCGGAUUUGUGAGAAAGGUCAGUUUUACGAAGAGGAUGCUGUCAAUAUCGUACGGACUGUUGUCGACUCUGUCGCAUACCUUCAUGACCAAAAUAUUGUUCAUCGUGACAUCAAGCCAGAGAAUUUACUAUUCAAAACCAAAGACGAAAAUAGCGAACUCAUGAUUGCUGAUUUUGGAUUAUCCAAAAUCAUUGAUUCCGACAGACUGGAUGUGUUGCGAACAACAUGUGGCACCCCUGGCUAUAUGGCUCCAGAGAUUUUGAAAAAAGCUGGCCACGGAAAGCCUGUUGAUCUGUGGUGUAUUGGAGUCAUGACGUACUUUCUUCUUUGUGGUUACAUGCCAUUCGAUCUACAUACAAAGGGUACACACGAGGAAAUGGAGAAUAUCCUGAAUGCAAGAUUUCGGUUUGACGAUGAAUAUUGGUCAGACAUUUCAGAUAAUGCCAAGAAUUUUAUUCGUGGCCUGCUGAUUGUUGAUUCAAGUCGCCGAUUUACCGCGAGACAAGCUCUCGCACAUCCUUGGCUGUCAACAGCAGCAAAGGUACCUACCAUGACUCAUGUAUCCAACAAAGAUCUGUUUCCACAGGUCCUCAAGGGAUUCGAUGCUCGUCGCAUGUUCCGCAAAGCCAUCGAUGUUGUCAAAGCAAUCAAUAAGCUUUCUAGUACUCCAUCAGCAAGCCGAACCCAACUUCACGAUCCACCCGCACACCCCAACCCCGGUUCACCCCAAGCUCUAUCUCUGUCAAACCUGAGUCUCAGCAACCAUGAAUUGGCUGAUAAAAGCUUGCAAGCCUCUCAAGUCAAACCCUUGCCUAAUAGUGGCUCUGUUCCAUGGAGUAUGAGCGAUAUCCGUCCAAAAGAAGAUCCUCUUGUAGAUGGUAAACUUAUGGUGAUGGUGAAUUGCAAUUCGGGCAAUGCUACUACCGAGCCUCUGAAAUAAAUGCCAUGUUUCAUCAUAUUAU